AGUUUGGACGUCAACUUGCGCAGUUGGUAGGAUAGUUACGGUACCGGCUUUCAGCGCACUUUCUCUCGGUUAGAGUGAUGCAUUCAAGACACAAAUAAUUUUUGUUUUUUCUGUGCGACACAAAACAGAAAAUACAUUUUGACAUUUUGACAAAAUCGACUAAGAACACACAAAAGUAUUACAAUUCAGGACACAGUCAAUUGAACGUUGAUACCUAAAUUAUUGUGUGUUAUUGUUUUACAAUAAGUUUAAUUUCCCCUUUGAUUUAAAACAUUUUGCAUUUUACAAACAUUUGGAUGAAAAUCAUUUGAACCUUUGGAAAGUUAAUAAAAGUUGUUUUCUAACUUAAAUGUGAAGUUGACUCCCCUCUCUUCCAAAGUAAAACAAAAAACUUUUCUAAAACUCAGUGUGGGAGUUACGAGCCGCACCCAAAGGCACCAAGAGUGUGGGUCAAUCAGUAGAGUUGAGACAGCGAGCCAGAAGAGUUUGAAGAGUUACGGGGAGAGUGCACGUGAACUCCGUGAGCUGCGUCCUCCACCAAUGACCAGCUGAAAACGCCCCACAACUGCGACUUAGAUCUGCGGGGGUGGGGAACACUUACAAGUUUUGUACUGGACUUUUUUCCCCUCAGAACCAUGGGAUACGAGCUCGACCGCUUCAAGGGGACCGUGGACCCGGAUUUUAAGUGCAACUUGUGCAACAAAGUGCUGGAGGACCCGCUGACAACUCCGUGUGGCCACGUCUUUUGCUCAGGCUGCGUGCUGCCCUGGGUCGUCCAACAGAGCAGCUGCCCCGUCAAAUGUCAGCGUAUCUCCACCAAGGAGCUGAACCACGUACUGCCCCUGAAGAACCUUAUUCUAAAGUUGGACAUCAAAUGUGACAACCACGCACGGGGCUGCGACGCCGUGGUCAAGCUGCAGCAUCUGGCCGAACACGCCGAGAUGUGCGAGUACUCCCCGGCCAAGUGCCGAAACAGGGGAUGCAGCGAGGUUCUCAGUCUGCGGGACAUGGAUGCACAUGUGCGGGAGACGUGCGAGUACAGACCGGUGGGGAUUUGCGAGAGCGGCUGCGGGCUGAUGCUCAGCCACAAAGAGCUGAAGACCAACGGCCACUGCUGUGUCAGAGCCCUGAAGGCGCACAACAGCGCGCUGCACUACAAGAUGCUGAGCCUGGACAGAGAGCUGAAGAAACAGACCAUCAAAGCCAACAAGAGGGAGAAGUCGCUGCUGGCGCAACUUACAGCCGUGCACGGAGAGCUGCAGAUGACGGCGCAGAAAUAUCAGAAGAAAUUCACCGAGUACAGCGAGAGGAUCGACUCCCUCACCAAGACCGUGGCGUCCUCCUGCAAGGAAAGUGAGACUAGAAGAGAGACAGUUGUCCUACUUCGUGAGGGCGGAUCGCUGGGUUUUAACAUCAUGGGAGGAAGGCCGUCCGUGGAUAAUAAUGACAGCACUUCAAACGAAGGGAUCUACGUGUCCAAGAUCAUUGAGAAUGGUCCAGCAGACAAGGAGGAAAGCCUUCAGAUUCAUGACAGAAUAAUAGAGGUCAAUGGUAAAGACCUGUCCAAGGCUACUCAUGACCAGGCAGUGGAGGCUUUCCGCACAGCCAAGGAGCCUAUCAUGGUCCAGGUCCUGCGCAGGAGCCCACACCCCACAUUGGUCAGCGCGUCUGCUGACACCCAGGUGUCAGACAUCAGCACUCAGACCGACAUCACCCUCCAGCACAUCAUGGCUCUUACGAAGCUGCCUCCUGCCUCACCGGCCAUGACGGAGCUGGAGGAGUAUUUGCUUUCAGAUGAGCAUCCUCCAGAACACGGAUACUUUGACCCUAACGAUUUCCUGGAGAGCAUACAGCAGGACAUCGAACGUGAGGAGAUGGAAUAUGAGGAGGUGGAUUUGUACCGCGCCAACAUUCAGGACAAGCUCGGCCUGACCAUCUGUUACAGGACUGACGACGAGGAUGAAGCUGGAAUUUACAUCAGUGAGAUUGACCCAAACAGCAUUGCUGCAAAGGAUGGAAGGAUCAGAGAAGGAGAUAAAAUCAUCCAGAUCAACGGUAUUGAGAUCCAGAAUCGAGAGGAAGCCGUAGCACUACUGACCAGCGAGGGAAACCAGAAUAUCUCUCUGCUGGUGGCCAGACCUGAGCUGCAGCUGGAUGAGUGCUGGAUGGAUGACGACAGGAACCACUUCCUGGAUGACCUCCACAUGGACAUGUUGGAGCAGCAGCACCAUCAGGCCAUGCAGUUCACUGCCAGCAUGUUACAGCAGAAACACGAGGAGGACGGAGGCACCACUGACACAGCAACCUUGUUGUCCAACCACCACGAAAAGGACAGCGGCGUGGGACGCACCGAUGAGAGCACGAGAAAUGACGAGAGCUCGGAGCAGGAGAACAUCGGCGACGACCAGACCACGGCCUCCAACACACUGGGCAGCUGCAGGAAGCUGACCUACAGCCAGGACACGAUCGGCAGCAGCGACCUGCCCUUCAACAGUGAGUCCUUGAUGUCCGUGGACUACACCGACACCGACUUCUUGGGCAUCACGGCCGACGAGUGCGAGCGCUUCAGGGAACUCCUGGAGCUGAAGUGUCAGAUAAGGAGCAGCGGAGUUCAGGGGCUGUAUUUUCAGAAUGAGGCGGCCGGAGGUCAAGACCAAGAGGUGGUGGAUAAGGAGCUGGAGUUGCUUAAUGAGGAGCUUCGCACCAUCGAACUAGAGUGCCUGAAUAUUGUUCGCGCUCACAAGAUGCAGCAGCUAAGGGAGCAGUGUCGCGAGUCCUGGAUGCUCCAUAACAGCGGCUUCCGCAACUACAACACCAGCAUUGAUGCUCGCCGCCACGAGCUCUCCGACAUCACAGAGCUGCCGGAGAAAUCAGACAAGGACAGCUCCAGUGCCUACAACACUGGUGAGAGCUGCCGCAGCACCCCUCUGACACUGGAGCUGUCCCCAGACAACUCACUACGGCGAGGAACGGAGAACCAGGGUAAAGCAUCAGCGUCAGGCUGUGGCGGCUCCAGCAGCAGGCUCUUGAGGCCGCAGUUGUCUCCAGUUCAGGAAGCCUGUGGUCCCAGCAGGAGCAGAGUUUCUUCCAGGGAUCCAGAUGGUCUGCAGACAGAAAGCAAAGAAAAGAAGCUGGGAGAGUCCAGUAAGGCUGGACGGAGCUCUUUCCAUCCGCAUUCACCUUACAAACACGCUCACAUCCCAGCCCACGCCCAGCACUACCAGAGUUACAUGCAGCUGAUCCAGCAGAAGUCAGCAGUGGAGUACGCUCAGAGCCAGAUGAGUCUGGUCAGCAUGUGCCGCGACCCAAUCGCAUCUAGCGAAAUGGAGCCAAAGAUGGAGUGGAAGGUGAAGAUUCGCAGCGACGGCACAAGAUACAUCACCAAGCGCCCGGUCCGAGACAGGCUGUUGAGGGAACGCGCUCUUCGAAUUCACGAGGAGCGCAGUGGCAUGACCACGGACGACGAUGCCAUAAGUGAACUGAAGAUGGGCCGCUACUGGAGCAAAGAGGAGAGGAAGCAGCACGCCGUCCGGGCCAAGGAGCAGAAACAGCGCCGCGAGUUCAUGAAGCAGAGCCGAGCCGACUGCCUGAAAGACCAGAGCAGUGCUGAAGACAAAAAGGAGCCAAACAUUAUUGAACUCAGCCACAAAAAGAUGAUGAAAAAGAGGAAUAAGAAAAUAUUUGACAACUGGAUGACAAUCCAGGAACUGCUGACUCACGGGACCAAGUCACCAGACGGAACCAGGGUUUACAACUCGCUCCUGUCUGUGACAACGGUGUAAAUCCUGCUGAGGUCAGCAUUGAGAAGGACUGUUGGGGUAAAGGACUGUACAUAGAAGACUCCCAGAUGGGUAGAAAUUCCUGCCUCGUUCAAAGUGGCAACAUUUUGUAAAUAUGAAAUAAGAAAGCCUUAUCUGGACAGACAGCGUAGUGAAGACAGUUUUUUUGGUGACGGUUGGACGCUAACAUGAACUUAACGUAACCAUGGAAAUGAUUUGACAGCAUUUUUUCUGAAUCCCUUCAUGAUUCAUUUCUUACCAUUGAGCUUUAACUUUUGACGAUUGUGGAAACACAACAAGAGGCUUUAUUAAAAAGGUGUUAAAUAGAAACAACCAGCAGUUACACUUUUUCUCAUGAUUUGUGUUUGUACUUUAUAUCUCUUAUCAGUAUUUUUUUUUUUACCAUUACACAUACUGUAUGUCGUGCUUUUAUGGAAACAGUAGAAUUUUCCUGCAAGGUAGAAUACAUAGUCAUUUUCAAAAGGACUUUUGUAAAUUAAAAAAUAACAUUUUGUAUCAAUUUCAAUUUUUUUUUUUGUUUUAUUUCUCUCUAACGAUGCUGACUGCCAAAGUUUAUACCACCAGCAACAUACAGUAUAUACCGUCUGUUACAGAAUGAAGACCUCGAUAUGACAUCAUACUGUGUUAGUACGUAUAUUUACAUAUCGUCAUAUUGUGUUUGUACGUAUAUAUACACACAACUGUUUUUUUCUCAUGUCUGUUAGAGAUAACAAUACAAUGUAGCCACUUUUGCUUUCAUAGGUUUUCAUGUAUUCAAAACAAUCACAGCUUAAAUGUUAUCCACACCAUAUGUUUUGUAAAAUGAGAGAAAUAAUAAAUUAUUGUUUUAUAUAUGAUAA
Molecule: messenger RNA, 4639 nt
Organism: Cynoglossus semilaevis (tongue sole)
Lineage: Eukaryota; Metazoa; Chordata; Actinopteri; Pleuronectiformes; Cynoglossidae
Gene: pdzrn3b
Product: PDZ domain containing RING finger 3b
Exons: 10
Coding region: 636-3782 (1048 amino acids)
Biological process (GO): neuromuscular junction development; protein ubiquitination
Molecular function (GO): protein binding; ubiquitin protein ligase activity; zinc ion binding
Source: RefSeq, a predicted model, not a curated record